This is a messenger RNA of Cephus cinctus (wheat stem sawfly), 1681 nucleotides long. RefSeq names its product mpv17-like protein. Bases 559 to 1203 code for a protein of 214 amino acids. NCBI's taxonomy places the organism in Eukaryota, Metazoa, Arthropoda, Insecta, Hymenoptera, Cephidae. The transcript is spliced from 5 exons. Gene Ontology annotation, cellular component: membrane; cytoplasm. The record is from RefSeq and is a predicted model, not a curated record.
CUAUAACUGAAAUGUCUCAUCUGUUUCGCAACUGUAUAUGUAUGACUAGUACGAGUCAGCGGCAGCAAUGAGUCUGCUGUGGUCUGCUGGUAGGAAAUCUACUGUCGUCCAUCAAGGCCAGAUAAGAAUGGAUACUCGUGUUUCGUCAGCAGCAUCGAUACGUAUCCAUGCCUUGCGCUUUAACAAUUCAAAACGAUUGCCAAUAUGCGCGAGCCUGAAUUCUUUUCUGGUAAAAGUAGCAUUUCCUUGUGCGCCGAAUCGACGAGCGGGAAGGCAGAUUCCAAAGCUCGAAGAGUAGAUUUUAAUUAAUUAUUUACUAUACGUUUCGCAAAUCCUUCAAGGAAUCCAAGCUACCUUUUAGACAGCGCUCUAGUAUUUCGCGAAAGUACUUUGUCCCAGACCACUGACGUGUCUGAAGUUGAAAUUCUAUUCUGGGUGUUGUGUUCUUGUCAGAUUUGUUUGAUAAGUGAAGCCAUUAACUGUUAUGGGCUCAUAUUGAUGCAGGAGGUUUGACUAUUUUGAACUCUGUGUUUUAGAGAGAAUAUUGUAUUUGCAAGGAUGAGAGUUAUCUUAGUGAAGUUCCGAGAGAUCACCCAGAAAUAUCCCAUUGUGAGGGGAAUGGCAUCGUACACUGUUAUAUGGCCUAUUGGAAGUUUAUUACAACAAAAGAUUUCAGGCAAGAAGGAUUUGAAUUACAUGCAAGCUCUCAGGUUCAGCAUAUAUGGAGGAUUUUUUGUUGCACCAACACUAUAUUGCUGGCUCAAGUGUGCUGGAUAUUUGUGGCCACGGAAUAACUUUAGGUCUGCAGUCACAAAGGCCUUAGUGGAACAAGUCUCAUACGGUCCAGCUGCAAUGUGUUGUUUCUUCUUUGGAAUAAAUCUCUUAGAAUUUAAACCCAUUUCAGAAUGUGUUGAAGAAGUGAAGCAAAAAUUCUGGCCAACUUACAAAGUUGGUGUUUGUGUUUGGCCAAUUUUGCAAACCAUUAACUUCGCUGUGGUCCCAGAACGCAACCGCGUGGUAUACGUCAGCGUGUGUAGCUUAAUGUGGACAUCCUUCCUUGCUUAUAUGAAAUCAUUAGAAGCCAAACAAUUAAAAAAGAAUGUAAUGCAAGAUACUGAGAAGGAAGUUCAAAAAGUUCAAAACACAAGUGGGAUACAACCACCUUCGCAGACAGUGGCCAAAUCAAAUUUGUUAUCCAGUUGAUGAUAGAACCAAUUAGACACUUAGCUUAGCUAAUCUUAUUUAUAUGUAAUAUAGUUUAUACUAUAACAUACUAUUUGUAUUUUUACUUUGUUAUCAAAAUUAUUGCGAUAAUACUGUAUCUCGUGCUGUCACGAUCUCAACUAAAUCUGAUGCUGGACAUCAGAAUCAAGUCGCUUUAGUGAUAAGGUAAAUGAGUACCUGUGAAAUUUGUUGUUCCCCCCUAAAAAGAAGAGAGAAUUAGGUAUAAAGCACUAUUGACAAUAGUAUUUUUAAAUGUAUCGUUUAAAAUGAUAAAUUUUGUAUGACACGCUAGUUUUUUAUUAGGUAGUUCCAGAGUAUACCAAGAAAUGCCUUGACCUGGAAAACUGUGAAAGUAUAUACCAUAAUAAUCUAAAGACUAUAGUAAUUUAUUAAACUAUUGACAAUAAUAAGGAAAAAACUGUAUAGAUGUGGUUUAGAAUAAAUUCUUUAGAACCUA